Messenger RNA from Halichondria panicea, 4645 nucleotides. Its product is annotated as colorectal mutant cancer protein-like. The transcript has 18 exons. Gene Ontology annotation, biological process: mitochondrial ATP transmembrane transport; negative regulation of mitochondrial outer membrane permeabilization involved in apoptotic signaling pathway; mitochondrial ADP transmembrane transport. NCBI's taxonomy places the organism in Eukaryota, Metazoa, Porifera, Demospongiae, Suberitida, Halichondriidae. Gene Ontology annotation, cellular component: mitochondrial inner membrane. The record is from RefSeq and is a predicted model, not a curated record. Gene Ontology annotation, molecular function: ATP:ADP antiporter activity. The coding region runs from base 467 to 4480 and encodes 1337 amino acids.
AGUGACCUAUAAUUAAUUCUAUUUCACUCCACUCUUCUAGGUACGUAGCUCUAGCUCUGUAGUAGACUUUAUAGUAAUUCCUAAGCUAAGCUAAGUUCUCUCUUCUGGUAAGAGAAGACAUUAGCUUAAGCUACAAGAACAAGACACAUUGUGAGUACAAGUUCUAUUAGACGUAGAGAAACCACCCAUUUUAGAUAUCAAGUCUCUCAUCCAACUACAACCGUCCACUUUUGCAGUGCUCUGUGCUAUACUCUUACGGGCUGGUCCUCAAUUCUACUAUUAAAAAGUGACAGUUGAAGAAAUUGAAUCAAGUAAUCAAGAAAUUGAGCAAGAAAGAACCUUAUUGUUUCAGAACCACCCCUUUGAUAUGAAAAAGUGCUCUGUUUCUUGCAUGGGGUCUAUCCAAAUCGACAGUAGCUAUUGCUAUAUUGUGAGCAGAACAGUAUCUAACUAGGUAAACUAAGGAAUGGAUGCGUACGACCAUUAUCGAUUCUCUUUUGAGAGCUGCAAGAGCUACAAAGAUGGAGCCGUCAGCCCUAACGACUUUGCUCGUGUCUGUAAUCGCUACAAGCUCAACUACAAGGUGGUGAUGGAGUAUGUCGGUACAGAUGGCGAGGGAUGCUUCUCACUCGACUCCUUCAUCCACUACCUGAAGAAAUGUCAGUCCCACUCGUACACGAACCACGUACCCUCAGGGCAUUCAUCGCAUGCUCACGACGUUGAUAGUUACGUACGGUCGACUAGCCCCCCUCCCUACAGACCACCUUCUGCUAGCAAAGUCGGCAGGCAGUCAGUACACUCAGGAAUGUCCCACAACCACACUCGCUCUGGGAGUGGCCGCUAUCCCGUCUCACCGGAGAACGGGGACAUGAAUGAAGACCACGGAGUACGAAGAACAAGAACACCAGAUGUGAGUAACUUCCUGUCACCUGAAGAGAAGCCUCGUCAUAGCGAAAGAUCACGUAGUGACAUGUACGAGCACCACUCUGUCUCAUCACGGUCACGAAUGGGCACACACUCACGAGCUGCAAUAGACACGCCCCCUCCAACUGUCACACACCACCCACGGAAUCGGUAUCGCGGGGACACGAUCGCUGGGAGAUCUGAUAAGGCCCGUAGUUUCAAAGACUCCGAUGAUGAGGACGUGAUGCAAGACUCUUACUACCCAUCCGUGUCACGUAUAAGAUACAAGCACCAGGCGGGUGAAGGCCACGAGAAGUCGUCACGGUGGGAGGCUGGGGUCGAUAAACCACAACAACAACAACGCAGUAAGGACAACUACGAUAGCCAGGACCGGGCGUACGCACAGUUGUAUCGAGAGAAUGAAAAGUUGAAACAGAAAAUAAUUGCGAUGAAGAAAGAGAGUACAGCCGGGUCAGACUCACCCUAUAUCGAGAGACAAUUUGAUGAUCUGAAGAAAGCUAAGGAAGAUGCUGAAGAAGAACUACGAAGAGAAAAGAGCUCUCACAAAGCCGUCAGGAAAGACUGCAAUGCUCUCAAACAAGAAUACAACAAAAUACGCUCAAAGUUCGAAGAGCUGGAACGAAUCAACUGGAGACUAUCAGACGAAAAUCACAAGCUCACUAUCAAACUCAUGGAGGAAGACCGAAGCAGCUCGGGAUUCUCCCGUCGCCCUGGAGACGGGGGCUCCGGUGAACCCUCGGCACGGUCCAGUUACGCCAGUGAGCUGUCCUUCCAACGAUCUCAUCUCAGACAAACUUAUCAUGGUACUACGGGCAAAGGGGAUGUUUCCAAGGACACAUCGUCUCGCUCAAAGUCCAAAGGUCGGCCUGAGAUGAAGCGGGUCUCCAGUGAGGGUAAACCCCUAGAUUACGAGGAUCCCGGCAAAGAUAACCAUAUCAACUACCCAAAAGCAAAGACACACAAAUCCGGAACGUCCAGUGCAGGCUCCAUCAUGGACAAUCUUGCCCUCACAAUGGUCAGUACAACACCAGACGAGCAGUCACAAGUCUUUAUGGUGCUCGGGGAGGACGUCAGCAAGAGUGUGCUACCUGAAAGCCUUGCAAAAGACAAGGAGCUAGCGAUGAUGUAUGCACUCCAAAACUGCCACUCUGUGCAAGAACUCAUCAAAUGUCUCGUGUCUUACGGCGUUUCCUCCAGCUCUGACCAACUCCAGGGCUUUCAAGUCGAGAACAAGCAUUUGCAAGAACGAGUGGAACAUUUGAAGGCCAAGAAUACAGCAAUUUCUGAAUCUUUCCAAAGUUCUAAGCUGAAUAUGGACGAAAUGUACCACAAUGCAGAGAAAAUCGAAGCAAAUAACGUUCGUUUACGGCAUGCACUGAUAAUGGCCCAGCACGCUUGUGAAGCUUUUGAAGUUCUCUUCGAAUUACGAUCAGGAUAUUCGAGACACGGUGGUUCGAACGGCUCUUACUUUCCAUCAUUUGAUAACUCGAGUCUCGAUUCAACCCUCGCUAGAAGUCCUGAUCGGGAGCAGGUGUCAAUCAAACACACAGCAACGUAUCGAGCUCGAUGUCUACUGCACAGCCUCGACUCAGAUGUUGAGCUUCAAAGCUACCCCCCUCUGUUAAACAUGAGACAAGGCAGUGGUGAAUAUCAAUCACAUACAACCAAUUGGCUACCAGGUACAUUAUCGCAAAACACUGGUACUACGAGUGGGUUGAGCUCUAUGAGUGGUGGAAUUGAAGGCGACAUAACACAAGCUGAAAUCGAUCGUUUGAAACAAUACUCACAAGCUCUCUUGCAUUACGAGAAUCACCUAACGAGUACGCUAGUCCCGAUGGAUGGUCUAGAAGGGCUGAAAACGAUUAAGAAGCCUGUGGUUGUGAGAGAUUGUUACCAAGCUGACGCGUCUGGGAGCAUCACUGAUCUGGAGGAUGCAGCACAUGCAGAGGAGCUGUGUAAAGUUAGAGAGGAGAAGGCUGAGCUACGGUCCCAGAUAUACAUGAUGGAGCAGGAGAAGAGACGCAUGGAGCUUGAAGUGAGUCGAAUGCUCAUUCACAAGCAGAAGUCUGACAGACAGAUCGCUGAGCUGCAGUUCCAACUCAAAGACGAGAAGAGAAAAAGAAAGAAAGAGCAGAAAAAGAGAAAAAGUGAAGCGUCCAUCCCCCCUCACGACCCAAGUCACAUCAGUGAGCUUUCCCUGGAGUACACCAGUGCCCUAGACAGAGAGAGGGAGGUCUCGAGGAGAUAUGAUGACCUGUUCGGGUUCCUACAGUGCCACAUCAAAGAUUCACAGGACACAACAGAGCAUCUUAUGACGUUUGUCAAGGAGCUACGUCGAGCUAACAGUGCACUAGUGGAUGCCUUUGAGAAGUCUAAGAAAAGACAACAGGCUGAGAAGAAAAGAAUGAAAACUGAGCUAGUCAGCUACAUGAACAGAAUACAAAAAGGGACAGGGCCUCUAUUAGACAUCAUUGACGACCAUUGUGACAUGCCUGAAGCGUUUCAACUGUUUCUAUUCAAUUACAGGAACCCAUACCAGUCGGACCAUUGCACACAUGACCCACUACCGAAAGUAAUUGAGCUCACAAAAACUGAUUUUAAGCUGCACCAGAAAUACAUAGCAUCAUUACAGAACAUAAUGGCUGCUGUUGACAAAAAUAAGCUUGGUUUUGCCGAGAGCUUUGCUCUGAGUGGCUGCGCUGCCAUUAUCUCAAAGACAGCUGCUGCCCCCAUUGAGAGAGUCAAACUCCUGGUCCAGAACCAAGAUGAGAUGAUCAAGGCUGGCCGUCUCUCUGAGCCCUACAAAGGAGUCAUCGACUGCACUACCAGAACAUUCAGGACUGAGGGUUUUCUUCCCUUCUGGAGAGGUAACUUGGCCAACUGCAUCCGAUACUUCCCCACCCAGGCCCUUAACUUUGCCUUCAAGGACCAGGUCAAGGCUCUCUUCAAGCCCUCAAAACAAGACUCGUACGCUACCAAAUUCUCCAAGAACAUUGCCUCUGGAGGAGCUGCUGGUGCAAUGUCUCUGUGCUUUGUCUACUCACUUGACUACGCACGUACUCGUCUUGCCAAUGACGCAAAAUCUGGGAAGAAAUCAGGAGGUGAGCGUCAAUUUAACGGGCUUAUCGAUGUUUACUCCAAAACUCUCAAGAGCGACGGUUUCGUUGGCCUCUACCGUGGUUUUCUCAUCUCCUGUGUUGGAAUCGUCGUGUAUAGAGGGUUUUACUUUGGCUUGUACGAUACCCUCAAACCUAUUCUUCUCGGUGAGAACGCUGGUGUCAUGAUCUCGUUCCUUCUCGGCUACGGUGUCACCGUGACAGCUGGUUUGAUCUCCUACCCCAUCGAUACAAUCCGUCGGCGAAUGAUGAUGACUUCUGGAGAGGCCGUCAAGUACAAGGGCUCCAUGGAUUGUGCCCUUCAGAUUAUUCGUAACGAAGGUGCAAUGUCGCUAAUGAAAGGGGCAGGAGCUAAUAUCCUCCGUGGUGUGGCUGGUGCUGGAGUGUUGUCCGGUUUCGACAAGUUCAAGGAGCUGUACAUGUUGUGGCGUCUGAAAUAGAAACUGGUUAGAACACUGCUAGAAAGAGUUUUAGUUUAGAUUGAGUUGUGGCUGUGAUAUAAUUAUUGGUUGAUGUUCUUUGUACUGCGUAAUUGUAGCUUACAAUUAUUAUAUAUAUCUAUGCUUACACCUGCAUAGCUUAUUAUAAUUAUUUAUAAUGAUGAA